Molecule: messenger RNA, 627 nt
Organism: Vairimorpha ceranae
Lineage: Eukaryota; Fungi; Microsporidia; Nosematidae
Product: f0f1-type atp subunit c archaeal vacuolar-type h+- subunit k
Exons: 1
Coding region: 1-627 (208 amino acids)
Source: RefSeq, a predicted model, not a curated record
AUGGAGAAAAAGACUAAGACACUCCUUUUUACAAAUAUUCAAGAUCCUUCAUCAUUCUCAUCAGAAAUAAAAAAUACAUACGACAUAAAAGAAGUAUAUAAUAUUCCUAAUAAUAAUUCUUUAUUAUUUGUUAUAUUUUACAAUAUUAAAGAUAGUGAUAAGUGUUAUAAAGAAUAUAUUAGUAAGGAAUAUAAUGUACAUUAUACAAUUAGUAAAUAUGAAUUGCCAAAAGACCAAGAAAAAUGUGAUAAAAAUAAGAAUCAGAGUACUUUAUUUAUUACAUUAAAAAAUAUAACAGAGUUUAAUGAGUCUUUAUUAAAUCAGUAUGGAGAAGUAAAAGACAUUAGGAAUGCCAAUCAGAAUACGAAAUGUGUAGAAUUUUAUGAUAGUAGAUCUGCAGAUAAGUGUUAUAAUGAUUUAAUGACUAAAGGUUAUCAAGUUAAAUAUGUUUGGGACAUGUCUACUAAGACUAAAUGGGAUAUUAUAAGGAAUACAGAUAAUAUAAUAAGUCAGCAGAUACAACCACAGAAAAAAAGGAAAGUAGUGGUUAAUAAAAAUAUGUUUAUAAAAUUAUUUGAUGAAUUUAUAAGUGAAAAUAUAGAAAAAGUGUAUAAAAAUAUUAAUUAA